This is a messenger RNA of Acanthochromis polyacanthus (spiny chromis), 3847 nucleotides long. Its product is annotated as glycine receptor subunit alpha-4-like. Gene Ontology annotation, cellular component: synapse; neuron projection; plasma membrane. The coding region runs from base 265 to 1707 and encodes 480 amino acids. NCBI's taxonomy places the organism in Eukaryota, Metazoa, Chordata, Actinopteri, Pomacentridae. The record is from RefSeq and is a predicted model, not a curated record. Gene Ontology annotation, biological process: regulation of membrane potential; nervous system process; chemical synaptic transmission. The transcript has 10 exons. Gene Ontology annotation, molecular function: chloride channel activity; transmitter-gated monoatomic ion channel activity; transmembrane signaling receptor activity.
AAUUCCUUCAGCAUGCAUAUGGCCAUAAAAAAGAGAUAAAGCUUGAAGUCAUCCACACAAACACGGGCAGAAGAAGAAAAAAAACUUCCCUAGGAUUUUGAAUUAUACAGCAGCAGCUUCCUGUAUUUUACACCUGCAGAGUGGGAGGGAGGCUCAUCUGACUACAGAAGACUGAGUCUGACUGGAGGAGCAACAAGAAGUUCCCUGCAUCUCCGAUUUCUUUCUCCCCAAUUUCAAUUCUUCCCGUCUCUCUGCCAACUAAGAAUGCUACUGCACAUCUUGCAUUUGUGGACUUCAUUUGUAAUUUUUCUUCAAGGCAGGUCUGUGCUUUGUAAGGAGAUGAAGUUCCCCAGCAGGGCACUGAAGCCCCCCUCUCCGUCUGACUUUCUGGACAAACUGAUGGGACGGACGUCUGGCUACGACGCUCGCAUCAGACCAAAUUUCAAAGGUCCUCCUGUCAACGUCACCUGUAACAUCUUCAUCAACAGCUUCGGAUCUAUCACUGAAACUACCAUGGACUACCGGCUCAACGUAUUUCUACGGCAGCAGUGGAAUGACCCCCGACUGGCAUAUAAGGAGUACCCAGAUGACUCCCUGGACUUGGACCCCUCGAUGUUGGACUCCAUUUGGAAGCCUGACCUGUUCUUUGCAAACGAAAAAGGAGCAAACUUCCACGAGGUCACAACAGACAACAAACUGCUUCGGAUUUUCCAGAAUGGAAAUGUCCUCUACAGCAUCAGGCUCACGCUCACUCUUUCCUGUCCCAUGGAUCUGAAAAACUUCCCCAUGGACAGCCAGACGUGCACGAUGCAGCUUGAAAGCUUUGGCUACACUAUGAAUGACCUAAUUUUUGAGUGGCUGGAUGUGGGAGCGGUGCAGGUUGCUGAUGAUCUGAUGCUGCCUCAGUUUGUGCUAAAAGAGGAGAAAGGCCUCGGCUACUGCACCAAGCACUACAACACAGGCAAAUUCACCUGCAUCGAGGUCAAGUUCUACCUGGAGCGCCAAAUGGGCUACUACCUGAUCCAGAUGUACAUACCGAGCCUGCUCACCGUCAUCCUGUCCUGGGUGUCGUUCUGGAUCAAUAUGGACGCGGCCCCGGCCAGAGUGGGACUGGGAAUCACCACUGUGCUCACCAUGACGACGCAGAGCUCUGGCUCCAGGGCGUCCCUGCCAAAGGUGUCCUAUGUCAAAGCCAUAGACAUCUGGAUGGCAGUGUGUCUUCUCUUCGUAUUCGCUGCACUCCUGGAGUAUGCAGCUGUUAAUUUCGUUUCACGUCAGCACAAGGAGUUCUUCAGACUGAGGAAGAAGCUCAAGGAGCAACAGCGGCAGAGAGCUCAGGCAAGCACCAGUGACAGUAAGGCAAAAGGAAACAACGUGUCAGGAAACAAUGCUCCUCAUGGGAACGUAGCCCAGCAGUGCAGCGCCUGUGCCAGGGAGGAGGAGCUGGCACAGCAGGGCUUUCUCUUCCAGACUUAUGGACUGGCACUGUCAACAGGUAGUGCACCAGAAAUGGAUGCAACACCAGUGUUUGCUGAUUUGCCUCCUGGUUUGGGUUUCUACGAAAUACGCAGACGCUUUGUGGAUCGGGCAAAAAGGAUCGACACCAUCUCCCGAGCUGUUUUCCCCAUGAGUUUCCUCAUGUUCAACGUCCUCUACUGGCUCACCUACAAAGUUCUACGACAUGAAGAUGUCCAAGCCACACUGUGACAAUGUACAAACUGGGGACUAUGACCACAGUGGAUUCUUUUAAUUCUGCUCUCUUCACUGAAACAUUUACAGGCUGAGAGUUCUCAGCUGAGCCAUGCAAGAUGCAUUAUGACUGCAUGUCCAGCGCCACUGGGAAACUCCAUAACAUGGAAGAGUCCAUCGCUUUCUUUAAAUUUUUAAUACUUCCAAAGAAAUGCACUUUUUAUUAGUUCUGAUGCUUCACACCAUCAGUUUACUGUGUAUGUGUACAGUCUGCAUCUCAAUGAUGUCAAUUCACACUUUUAUGGAAACAUUGCUCUAUGUGCAGUUACUGUACUUUCACAUGUAUUUGGACUGCAGUGCAUCUUUACCAGGUCCACACUUUCUACUGUGCACUAGUUUUACAGGUGUUAUAGUUGACAGAGUCCAAAACUACAUGUCACAGAGUGUCACAGAGGCAAAACGUAUAUCACUACAAUUAUCUCUGUAGUGUUUCUCACCUUAUCUAUGUUUUAUAGUCCUAGGGAAGAGAUUGAUAUAUUAUUUUAUACUGAUAUAAAUAAUUUAUGUCCAUUGUAGGCUGCAGACCUCAAGGAUUGAAUGCUAUUUUUUCAUGACAAACAUAUUUUAUUUUACAUAAGCAGUUAUUAGUUAUAAUUUAAAGCCUCCAGUAGAAGACCUAUCUGUUUUUGAAAUGUGUUUGUUCGUAACAUAACCCUAAAAUGAAUUUAAAAGAAACAUAUUUACUGCCAUCACUGUACAUUAAUAUAAUGCCAUGGAAGGCAUAUAAUCAAUUUUUUAAAUUAUUAUUAUUGUUAUUAUUAUUUGUCGAAUCAUCAAUAUUCAAUCAGUCCAGUCAACAAAAAUGAGAGUAACAACAUCCAUCCAUCUAUCCUCUAUACACCGCUUUAUCCUCACUAGGGUCGCGGGGGGUGCUGGAGCCUAUUCCAGGUGACUCGGGCGAAGGCAGGGGACACCCUGGACAGGUCGCCAGUCUGUCGCAGGGCUACAUAUACAGACAGACAAUCACACUCACAUUCACACCUACGGGCAAUUUAGAAUCAUCAAUUAACCUCAGCAUAUUUUUGGACUGUGGGAGGAAGCCGGAGUACCCGGAGAAAACCCACACAUGCACAGGGAAUCAAACAGGGGAUCUUCUUGCUGCAAGGCGAAAGUGCUAACCACUACGCCACUGCGAGUAACAACAGGUUGUUGUAGUUAAUAUAGCAUUUUUAGACACUAAUGAGCUCCGGAGAGUGGUGAAUUAUGACAAUUGGCUUUCAUUGACAUUACAUCAACUACACUACCGUACCGGUCACUUAGAAAUGUCCUUAUUUCCAUCCAUUCUCUAUACACCGCUUUAUCCUCACUAGGGUCGCAGGGGGUGCUGGAGCCUAUCUCAGCUGACUCGGGUGAAGGCAGGGGACGCCCUGGACAGGUCACCAGUCUGUCACAGGGCUACAUAUAUAGACAAACAAUCACACUCACAUUCACACCUAUGGACAAUUUUAGCGUAAUCAAUAAACCUCAGCAUGUUUUUGGACUGUGGGAGGAAGCCAGAGUACCCGGAGAUGUCCUUAUUUUUGAAAUAAAAUAUUUUUUUUUCAAUGAAGAUAACAUUAAAUUAAUCACAAAUCCAGUUCAUUGUUAAUGUAUUAAAUGACUAUUCUAACUGGAAAUGGCUGAUUUUUAAUGGAAUAUCUACAUAGGGGUGCAGAGACCCAUUUCCAGCAACCAUCACUCCUGUGUUCUAAUGUUACAUUGUGUUUUCUAAUGGUGUUGAAAGGCUAACUGAUGAUUAGAAAACCCAUGUGCAAUUAUGUUAGCACAUGAAUAAAAGUGUGAAUUUUCAUGGCAAACAUGAAACUGCCUGAGUGACCCCAAACUUUUGAUCGGUAGUGUAAAUCAAAAAAUGUUUAAUUCACUUUGUUGGAAACUGGCUUCCUUGAUUGUGGGAAUGGCUUAUGAGAUGGUUAUUAAAGAUAUUGCUUACUGUGUACAAGCUUGCAGAAUGUGUAUGGUAUUGAUGCUUAAAUAGUCCAGCUAAGUUUGAUAGCAAGAGUAAAUUGUCCCUGUGUUUUGUUUCUUAAGAAAAAAAAAUCCCUGGAAUGUUUUGUCAGUACAUCUAAAAUAAAGAGAUGCUUUAAUUUUCAACACUGAA